AUGUUCUGCACCUUGGCCGGCUACCGUUGGCUGAACAGUGGCUCGCUACUGAGACGUUUGUCGCAGCGAGCAGUGCGCCGCUUGCCGACAGCACCGCUGUGCCACCUGCACAACGGCGCCACUGAAAGCGCAGCCUCAAACGGAGCUCUACGCAUUGUCGACGAAAAGGUUGCCUACCGACGCUAUGCAACCGUGUUUGAACGAACUGUACAGUACCCGGACGGCCGCCACGUCACUUAUGACAUUCUCGGUCAGCCGGCCGUUCAGAGCGCCUCGGUGCUGGUGUUUCCCUUUGAUACGCAAAGCAAAACCUGCUACGUUAUUCGAGAGUACUGUCCAGGUCCGAACCGUGUACUCUAUGGCUUUCCAGCUGGUAUGGUCGAAACGAAACACGAAUCAUUGGAAGCCGCUGCUCGGGCAGAGCUUUCGGAGGAAGCACAUCUGCGUUGUGCGCAACUCAUCGAUCUGACAGCUCAGGCCGCAGUUUGGGAGCGGUCCUUCGAAGUGCCGAAUACCGCAUCAGAUGCUGAGAACUGUCUGCGAGGAUUCUUCGCUGACAAGUACUCCCGGAAUGUCUGCAAAAUGUAUUUGGCGUUGAAUCCCGAGCCCGAUGGACACCCCGGCUCGAUGGACGCUGAGGAGCUUAUCGAGCAGGUUGGUGCGGUACGGGUGCCGCAGUUGGAAGCGUGGCUCUGGAGUGGUCAAAUGACCAUGCCACACAUGCUGCUCGCGAUGUGCGCGUUGACUUACCUGCGACAGCGCGGGAUGCUGACGUAG
Molecule: messenger RNA, 777 nt
Organism: Cyanidioschyzon merolae strain 10D
Lineage: Eukaryota; Rhodophyta; Bangiophyceae; Cyanidiales; Cyanidiaceae
Exons: 1
Coding region: 1-777 (258 amino acids)
Source: RefSeq, a predicted model, not a curated record